GUAUACUUUUCGUCCUAUGGACCAAUGUGUUUAGUACUGGUCGAUAAUUUUUAUACUUUAGUUGGAAUGUUGCUUUCAGACAUCACCUUCUGCUUUCGCAAGAGGAAGUUAGCUUUAAAAAAAAUACAUGUGCUUGACAUAGUCAACGAAUAGGACUUAAGUUGCAAAAUGUCUCUGUAACACUGAUAGCAUUAUCUUCUUGACGGUACUUGUGGUUGUGGAUUAUGUAUGCCUCUAAUCUUUUUUCUACUUUAACAUUAGUGAAUGUCUUUUGAAUAUCAUGUAUCCAAGAAAAUCUUGUAGAUUGUAUGGAUUCUUCAAAUUUUGGUGGGAAUCUAGGAGCUCUAUUUUCAUUGUGUGGUCUCACCAAAGUUGUGACAUCAGUUAGUCCAGGACUGUCUGAGUGGUUUAUUAAGGGAGCGAGUGUUCUGUCUCUUCUGUUGGAUACUUAAUGCAGUUAAAGCCUAACUACUUGAACCACUUAUAUUGGGCAAGUAGGCUAGGAACAUGGCACCUGCAUGCCUAGACCCUCCAAACUGAUGACUUAUCUGAUUGUGAAAAUGGCAGAGGCCUUUGUAGUAUAGACUGCAGAUUAACAAGAUAAAUAUGGAUAAGAACCACAGAACUGUUUGCCUUCAGUUCACAUAUACUGAUUGCAGUUAUAUGGCUUCUCAAUCAUGUAUGACUUUGAAACUAUAUUUUCACAUUGCCGCUUGUGCCUUUCUAGCUAUCUGACAGUAGUGUUAGUUCAUAAUUAACAAUUAGUGUUAAUUGUUUCUUCAUAAGAACCAAUAUAAGUAGCUAAGUGCUUUCAGACCUGAGCAUUUUUUGUUCAUAACUUAAGUCGCACCACUUCUGGGGAAGUUAUCUUAUCAGAAGACUUUUGUUCAGAACAAUUAAUGAAUUAAGAGCUAACUUACAAAGUUUCACUCUCAGAAUGAUGCAAGCUGAUAGCAAUACCUGCCAUUUUGUUGGUGCUUGCAGACUUUCUGUACUAGUUGAUAGUACUUGUCCAUGUUUCUUUUUCUUUGAUGUCUGAAAUUCAGUCAUUCGGAGGUAGUAGCAACUUUUGCUGGUACUACUGGUGCUUGCAAUACUAUAAUGGCAUAAAAUAAGCAACAGUAUUUGAUUGAUCAAGUUGGUGGCAUCACUCUGUUGAAUAUGGACUAUCAGUAGCCACCUGCUUAUUUAUAGCCCUCACCAUUUUGGGACGAAACUGGGAGACUGAGAGAAAGAAGAAGCACCAUGACAGCUGGGAGCUUUGUGGCCUGGAGGGGAAGUUCCAUCAACAAAGAGGUGCAUGGAGGAGUCAGAGCAGCAUGGUUUAUGUAUGUUGUGACUGUGUUAAUGAACACGGUUAUUGUCCCAAACAUGCUGAAUCUGGUCACUUAUUUUCAUGGAACAAUGCAUAUGGGGAUCUCAGACUCUGCAACUACUGUCACUAAUCUUGUUGGCGCCACAUGCGGGUUUGCAUUAAUAGGAGCUUUCCUCUCGGACUCUUACAUCAUGCGCUCGACAACCAUACUCCUCUUUGGUCCAUUGAUGUUUCUGGGCUAUGGAUUGCUCGCAUUACAAGCACACUUACCCUCGCUUCAUCCUGCACCUUGCAACGUUGAAGCAGAACUAAGCAACUGCAAAGAGGUCCAUGGCUGGAAUGCUAUCUUGCUGUAUGCAUCGUUGUACAUCAAUGCAUUUGGCGAUGGUUUUGUGCGUUCAUGCAUGCCAUCCCUCGGAGCAGACCAAUUUGACCAUAGAGAUCUUAUCGAGUCCCGCCAGAAGUCCAGCUUCUUUAACUGGUAUACCUUCGGGAUCUCCCUUGGAGGUUUUAUAGGGCUAAUAUUCAUAGUGUGGCUUGAGAACUACAAGGGGUGGGACAUCGGACUUGGGGUGUGUGCCAUCCUAAUUCUGUUUGGUCUGCUCAUUGUUGCUGCUGGUCUGCCUUUCUACCGCAACCAAGUGCCAGAAGGAAGCCCUCUAACUCGAAUACUGCAGGUUCUUGUGGUUGCAUGCAAGAACAGGAAUCUUGAACUUCCUGAGAAGCUGGAAGAAGCACAGGAAAGCUUUACUGAGACAGGGACUAGGACACAGUCUGUUGAAGUACUCUCUCAAACAAAAAGUCUGAAAUUCCUCGACAAAGCCUGCAUUGACCGUGGUAAGGAUGGAGAUUGGGCAGUUUGCACUGCAUCGAAGGUGGAGGAGACUAAGAUUGUGCUAUGCGUGCUUCCGAUCUUCUUCAGCUCCAUGAUAGCAUAUGUGUCGAACACUAUCGUCUUCAUAUUCACUGUGCAGCAAGGUGGCAUGACCGACACAAGGCUGGGCAAGGUCAAUGUUUCCCCUGCGACUCUCUUUAUCAUCCCCAUCACAUUCCAGAUGAUAAUGCUUCCCGUCUAUGAUCGGUUCAUUGUGCCAUUCUUGCGUAAACGCACAGGCUACGUUGGUGGCAUCACUCAUCUGCAGCGCAUAGCUAUAGGCUUCGCUUCCAUGAUACUUGCCUCGGUCAUCGCUGCAGUUGUUGAGAAGAAAAGAAAGGAUGCUGUAGUGCAGAUGUCCCUGUUCUGGCUUACACCUCAGUUCUUCCUGCUUGGUGUGUCAGACGUGACAUCAUUCACCGGACUCCUCGAGUUCUUUAAUAGUGAGGCGCCAUGGGGCAUGAAGUCAAUUGCCACGGCAUUAUUCUGGUGUGAGAUAGGGCUUGCGUCACUGAUGGCUACAUUCCUGGUGGAUAUUGUGAACAGGGUGACAAGGCAUGGUCACCAGAGUGGAUGGCUCGAGGGUACAAGCUUGAACAACAGCCAUCUUGACCUAUUCUACUGGGUUGUGGCAGUCGUCGGGUUGCUUGGCUUCUUGAACUACUUAUACUGGGCAAAGAAGUAUGUGUACCAGCACAAUCCACGCAUGGCUGAGCAAUCAGUUGAUCAUGAUUUGCCUUGAAAUGUCACAUUUGCAUGGGUUUAUUGAUUGCCCAUGGCAUGGAUUAGUCAACUUUGUAAAGUAAUGUAGAAGCAUGUACUAGUAGUCCGCUGUCGUGUGCUGAUUGUUUUCAGCUAAUUGGUUAGAUUCAUCCUUUACACUCCCCCUUCAUGUCAUAUCCAAAAAGAAGUAGGGUAGGCCACUGUGUUAAGGUCGGUGCAGUGUGAAAUCGAGGGACAAGCAUGUUACAUUUCUCGUAUGUUUCAACAUUUGUUACUUCGGUAGAAGCCAUGCUAUUGUCUAUUUCUAA
Lolium perenne is the source of this 3220-nucleotide messenger RNA. Its product is annotated as protein NRT1/ PTR FAMILY 4.5. NCBI's taxonomy places the organism in Eukaryota, Viridiplantae, Streptophyta, Magnoliopsida, Poales, Poaceae. Gene Ontology annotation, cellular component: membrane. Gene Ontology annotation, biological process: transmembrane transport. The record is from RefSeq and is a predicted model, not a curated record. Gene Ontology annotation, molecular function: transmembrane transporter activity.